CUAGGUCAACGGCCAAGUCGACCGUGUUGCUUGAAACCAAGAUCUGGACAAGACCAACGAUCUUCCCCUCUCCAAUUCCACCUCAGACCAGGGCGCGAGACACCAACUUCUUCGCCAGACGACAAUCUUGCCAUUGUCAAUACCAGGCGACGCCCGAAAGACACGACCAAUUCCCGAUUUCUCUAGCGCCUCGUCUCUGCCUAGGACAACAGCGUCGUCAUCAACAAAUCCCCUCCCUCGCAUAGGGCCAUCUGUUGACUUGUACUUCCAACCUCGGCGCGCGAAGAUCAACAUCACCGAACAAACAAACAAACAAACAUAGGAACGAAUGACCACAACGCCUACUGCGACGCGCCAAAAACCACAAACUGUACACUCUUGACCAAACCACGAAUUCACGCGACACCACCUACACGUUUCGAACCGCCGCCGCCGCCGCCAAAAUGUCCAACACCGACUUCCUCGGCCGCGCCAUCGAGCAAGUGCGCAAAGCCAUCGAAGCCGACAACGCCGCCCAGUACGACAAAGCCUACCAGCUGUACUACCAAUCGCUCGAACUGUUCAUGCUCGCCUUGAAAUGGGAGAAGAACCCCAAGUCCAAGGAGAUGAUCCGGGCCAAGACGGGCGAGUACAUGGACCGGGCCGAGAAGCUCAAAGCGCACCUGGCGGACGCGGACGCAAAGAAGAAAAAGCCCGGGAUGGUGGGCGCGAACGGGGGGUCGACGGGCGGGACGGGGAAGGGGAAGGAGGCUGGGGAGGAUGGCGCUAAUGGAGGAGGGGAAGCAUUAGAUGAGGAUAGCAAGAAGCUGAGGAGCGCGUUGGCGGGAGCGAUUCUGCAGGAACGGCCGAAUAUCAGCUGGGAUGAUGUGGCUGGACUAGAGGGUGCCAAGGAGGCGCUGAAGGAGGCGGUUUUGUUGCCCAUCAAGUUCCCCCAUCUGUUCCAGGGGAAGAGGCAGCCGUGGAAGGGCAUCUUGCUGUAUGGCCCGCCGGGAACGGGAAAGAGUUAUUUGGCGAAGGCGGUGGCGACGGAGGCCAAGAGCACGUUCUUUAGCGUGAGCAGCUCGGAUUUGGUGAGCAAGUGGAUGGGCGAGAGUGAACGUCUAGUAAAGCAACUCUUCGCCAUGGCCCGAGAAAACAAGCCCUCCAUCAUCUUCAUCGACGAGAUCGACGCGCUCUGCGGUCCGCGCGGGGAAGGCGAGUCGGAAGCCUCGCGCAGGAUAAAAACCGAACUUUUGGUCCAAAUGGACGGUGUCGGCAAAGACAGCAAGGGCGUUUUGAUUCUGGGCGCGACCAACAUCCCCUGGCAGCUGGACGCCGCCAUCCGCCGCCGCUUCCAGCGCCGCGUGCACAUCACUCUGCCCGAUCUGGCGGCGCGCACGACCAUGUUCCGGCUGGCGGUGGGCGACACCAACACGGCCCUGAAUUCGGAAGACUUUCGCGAGCUGGCGAGGGCGGCGGAGGGCUAUUCGGGUUCGGAUAUCAGUAUUGUGGUGCAGGAUGCGCUGAUGCAGCCGGUGAGGAAGAUUCAGCAGGCUACGCAUUUUAAGAAGGUAGUCCACGAAGGCAAGCAAAUGCUCACCCCCUGCUCGCCAGGCGACCCGGACGCCAUCGAAAUGACGUGGGAGCAGGUACCCUCGGACGAGCUGCUCGAGCCGUUUGUCGACAAGAAGGACUUUAUCAAGGCCAUCAAGGCCAGCAGGCCGACUGUGUCGGCGGAAGAUCUGCACAGGAAUGAGGAGUGGACAAAGGAGUUUGGUAGUGAGGGUGCGUAAGAGAUGCCUGCCGCAGUGUAGUGGGGGGUGUGGUCAAUUGUUCGUGUGGUUUAUUUUUGUUCUUUGGUGGUUCUCCCAUGGAAAGCGAAGGAGUAGUGUACAGAGGGCGGCGGGUAUCUGGAUGUUUUAGGUACUUUUUACUUUGGGGCUCACUUUCGCCCCUAUUUAUGUUAGUAGCACAUAGCGUGCGGUAUGCACAUGUUUGUUAUGAAGACUUACUUGAUGAUGACGAUAUUAUUCUGGUGAGGAAAUCAGGGGAAGGCGUGUCGGUGGGCGUUUUGCGAUCUGCAUGCGAUGUUGGAAGAGUACAUAGAAUCAUGACAUAUCACACCAACAAGGUAAAGACGUUUCGUUCGUUUAAUGAGCCUUUGUU
Molecule: messenger RNA, 2145 nt
Organism: Neurospora tetraspora
Lineage: Eukaryota; Fungi; Ascomycota; Sordariomycetes; Sordariales; Sordariaceae
Product: vacuolar protein sorting-associated protein VPS4
Exons: 3
Coding region: 444-1772 (442 amino acids)
Biological process (GO): endosomal transport; vacuole organization
Molecular function (GO): ATP hydrolysis activity; ATP binding
Source: RefSeq, a predicted model, not a curated record